Prunus dulcis (almond) is the source of this 744-nucleotide messenger RNA. Its product is annotated as AP-3 complex subunit mu-2-like. The transcript has 6 exons. Lineage: Eukaryota; Viridiplantae; Streptophyta; Magnoliopsida; Rosales; Rosaceae. Gene Ontology annotation, biological process: vesicle-mediated transport; intracellular protein transport; plant organ development. Bases 1 to 744 code for a protein of 247 amino acids. The record is from RefSeq and is a predicted model, not a curated record. Gene Ontology annotation, cellular component: clathrin adaptor complex; chloroplast inner membrane.
AUGGGAUUAGCCAAAUUGAAGAGGAAUAAGAAGAAGAAGAGCAUCGACCAUGGCGGUGAGCAGCUUGUGAGGCUCCAGGCUCAUCUUCUUCCGCGAAUCCUUUCGAUGCUCUUGGCAAUGCUCUUAUCGGAUAAUGAACCGUUAAUGAGGACACUGUCCAAGCUAGUCAAUCUUAACAAUCCAAAUCUUGUCUUGUUUGUUGGAGAGGUACUUGUUGGAAAUGAUAUUGUUGAUCAGCUUUCAAAGUUUAAUCAGGUGAUUGCUCCACCAAAUAUAGUUAACAAGAUGUUGAGUGUUGUGACAGGCAACAGUUCCAACAUGAGUGACACUCUUCUAGGUGCAACAUCAUCUUGCAUUCCAUGGAGAACAACAGACCCAAAAUAUGCUAACAAUGAAGUUUAUGUUGAUCUUGUUGAAGAAAUGGAUGCAAUUGUAAACAGGGAUGGGGUCUUGGUGAAAUGUGAGAUAUAUGGUGAAGUGCAAGUGAACUCCCAUCUCUCAGGCGUUCCUGAUUUGACUCUUUCAUUUGCAAACCCUUCUAUUCUUGAUGAUAUAGUCUUAGAGUCUUGUUGUACAACAUUUGUAGAAGUUCAGAAAAGGGGAAAGGAUAACUGGCCUGAGUUUGAGUUGUACGCCGCUUAUCUUUUGGUUGUCAUGGCUGUUGACAUUGCUUUGGUUGGCAUGUUGGCACUCUAUGCUCGAAUUGGAAAGCCAUCAGUAUCACGAGGAUUAUUUGGAAGUUAA